Messenger RNA from Acanthoscelides obtectus, 582 nucleotides. Lineage: Eukaryota; Metazoa; Arthropoda; Insecta; Coleoptera; Chrysomelidae. The record is from the annotation of a GenBank genome assembly.
AUGGGCUCACAACAUACAGAUGGGUUUGAAAAUUGUACUCAGGUAAAAGCUCCAACACUUAACUUGGAGGUCAAUGCUGCAAUCUCCAGCUCUGUGCAGCAGAGAGACGAGAGACUUUCUGCUUUACAGCGCCAAAUAGGCGCUAGCCUGUCCUGUAUAGGCAGCGCUCUGACCCUCAUCCUCAAAGAAGAGGGAGGGGGCGACAGAACGUACAUCCAAUUGCUGAAUGAUACCAGCAAACUAUUGACUGACCUGCAUCGCACAGAAAGCAUCGCUCGUCGCGAACUAGUAGCCCUUAACUUGAACUCUGACGUAAAACAGAUCCUAUCGGAAGCCACAGUUGAUGGGCUGCUCUUUGGGACAGACUUAGAAGUCAGACUAAAAUCUUCCAAAGACCUGGAGAAAUCGGGCAGGGAGCUGAAGGCCGUUAAGGGUAAGCCACUACAGAAUGCUGCCAAGCCGUUAAACUACCAGAGUCUGCCUCGUAUCAGCAGAGAGCACGUCGAGGCGGACAUCAACACCAGCGCCUCAGUUACUCCACGAACCGCUACAAACCACGUCGAGAGCCACCACGUCGACUGA